GAGUGCUUAUCGGGCGGCGUUCAGUGGUUACGUGUCCGCAAACCUGACAGCACAGAAAUGGCCGAGUACCGCGCGAACAAAUCUGGCAUCAACGCCGACGCCCAGGCGCGCAUCAAUAGCAAGUACAACGACGACAUCGGCCAGGAGAUCCUGGAGUGGGUCAAGGAGCUGACCGGCGAGCCAUCCAAUACCUCUGGCGACGCAGAAAACGUCUACGCGGUGCUCAAGGAUGGCACCCUCCUCUGCAAACUCGUCAACGCCAUCGAAGAGGGAUCGGUGAAGAAAAUCAACCAGUCCACCAUGGCGUUCAAAUGCAUGGAGAACAUCAACGCGUUCCUAGAAGCGGCUAAGAAAUUGGGCGUGCCUCCGCAGGAAACUUUCCAGACGAUCGACCUGUGGGAGAAGCAGAACCUUUAUUCUGUGCUCAUCUGUCUGCAGUCGCUCGGUAGAAAGGCUGGUAACUACGGCAAGCCCUCCAUCGGGCCCAAGGAAGCCGAAAAGAACGUGCGCAACUUCUCCGAGGAACAGUUGAAGUCGGGCCAAAACGUAAUUUCCCUGCAGUACGGCACCAACAAAGGUCAACAAAGUGGCAUUUCGUUUGGGAACAGGCGUCAAAUGUGAUAAUUUGGGGAAUAUUUUUUAUUUUGUAUUAUUUAUAAUUAUUUUAUUACGUAAUAAAUGUUUUUCAGUUUUGUA
This is a messenger RNA of Ostrinia furnacalis (Asian corn borer), 696 nucleotides long. RefSeq names its product myophilin. The record is from RefSeq and is a predicted model, not a curated record. Gene Ontology annotation, biological process: actin filament organization. The coding region runs from base 58 to 621 and encodes 187 amino acids. The transcript has a single exon. Gene Ontology annotation, cellular component: actin cytoskeleton. Gene Ontology annotation, molecular function: actin filament binding. NCBI's taxonomy places the organism in Eukaryota, Metazoa, Arthropoda, Insecta, Lepidoptera, Crambidae.